AUGGCCUCAAUCUCCUCUCGAAUCUCCAUCCGCUGGCCCAACACCAAACCCCACGAACACACAAACACCCUCGUCCUCACAACCCCCAAACGCUUCUUCGUCGACCUCCGCGUCAUGCGCCAGGCCCCCCAGAACCUCUACUGGGGCUUCGCCGGCAUCUCGCACAAGUCCGAAAGCGGCGACGUCGGCCGCUGGGUGCACACCGUCGACUCGCGCUACGACGACGUUGUCGAAGACUCUGGCACGUUCACGCAGCUGGCCAACGGCGACUGGCUGGAGCGCGGGACAAUGCUCGACUUUGACACGGGCCUCGUCGGCGACUAUGAGGAGGUUUGGCGCGACACCGAGCCGGAGCCGAGGGCGGCGGCGGUGCUGGUGCUCGGCGAGCAUGCGCAGAGGAGGGUUGGGCCCGAGAGCGAUGCGUCGGCGAGGGGCUGUGUGGUGAGGUUGGGGAGGUGGUGUCAGGGGGUGAUGAAGGUGGAUGGGAAGGUGACGGCGGAGAGGUGGGUGUUGGGCGUCGGGGAGACGGAGUGGUCGAGGGUGUGGAAGUGUGGGGAGGGGGUGAUGCCGUGUAUGGUUGCGUGUGUGGAGCAGCGGGCUGAAGAGGUGCAGGGCAGGAGAGUGGCGAAUACGAAUGGAGCGUCGCAGAUUGAGGUUAGGACGGAGAUUCGUGAGGGGGACGAGAUCGAGUUGGCGGAUUAUAAGUGGAGGGUUGUUGAGAAGGCGACUUGGUAG
Molecule: messenger RNA, 735 nt
Organism: Morchella sextelata
Lineage: Eukaryota; Fungi; Ascomycota; Pezizomycetes; Pezizales; Morchellaceae
Exons: 2
Coding region: 1-735 (244 amino acids)
Source: RefSeq, a predicted model, not a curated record